AUGUCUAGCGAUUUCGCUAUCUAUAUUCGAGACAAGCUUUUCGACAGCAAAACAUCUGUAGACCAUAAAAUCUUACAUAGUGUAAACAAGAAAGGUGAAUUUGUUCUAAAGUUCUGUUUCUGGGAAUAUGACAAGAACCAUAAAACAUUAAGCAGAGAAGUCUUUAAGUUUGUCAAUGACAGACUUGUUGACAGAGAUGACGCCGAUUGGAAAGAUGAAGUCCAACAAAAGUUCUUAGAAUGCAAAGAAGACACAUGCGCUGUUCUUGAAGAUGAAAUAGAAAACAGAAUAGAAGAGCUAUUAAAGGACAAAGACCUUUUACAAAAAUAUGGUUCUGAGAA
Molecule: messenger RNA, 341 nt
Organism: Trichomonas vaginalis G3
Lineage: Eukaryota; Parabasalia; Trichomonadida; Trichomonadidae
Exons: 1
Source: RefSeq, a predicted model, not a curated record